AUGAACCUUUCCAUCGAUACCCUUAGAGAAGCCAGUCAGGUUAUGGGCCAUAUGCCCAAAUUGAUGGUUGCGAACAGAGGAGAAAUAGCUAUUCGCGUCUUUAGAACCGCCCAUGAAUUGUCCAUGCGAACAGUCGCAAUAUUUUCACAUGAGGAUCGACUUUCGAUGCAUCGAUACAAGGCUGAUGAGGCAUAUCAAAUCGGAGAACCGGGACAGUUUACUCCUGUUGGUGCUUAUUUGGCUCAAGAUGAAAUCAUAAGAAUAGCAAAAUUACGCGGUAUUUCAAUGAUCCAUCCUGGGUAUGGAUUUUUGAGCGAGAAUGCUGAAUUCGCGAGAAAGGUGGAAGAAGCUGGCAUCACUUUUAUAGGGCCAUCACCAGAUGUGAUUGAAAAAAUGGGUGAUAAAACUAAAGCUAGGAAAAUAGCGAUUGAAUGUGGAGUACCGGUUGUACCAGGAACACCAGGACCCAUUUCAAGUAUUGACGAAGCAAAAGAAUUUGUAAACGAACAUGGUUUUCCAAUCAUUAUUAAAGCGGCAAUGGGUGGUGGAGGACGUGGUAUGCGAGUCGUUAGGUCAAUCGAUGAUCUUGCCGAUGCGUUUAAACUCGCUCAAUCGGAAGCAAAGUCAGCAUUUGGGGAUGGAACAGUUUUCUUGGAACGGUUUCUCGAUAAACCACGACAUAUCGAAGUGCAACUUUUGGCUGAUAAGGAGGGAAACGUGGUUCAUUUAUUUGAGAGAGAUUGUUCCGUGCAGAGAAGGCAUCAAAAGGUUGUUGAAGUUGCACCCGCUAUGAAUCUGCCAACCGAAGUCAGGGACCAGAUUCUGGCCGAUGCCAUAAAACUUGCGACUGCGAUCAAGUAUCGAAAUGCAGGGACAGCCGAAUUCUUGGUAGAUCAACAGAAUAGGUAUUAUUUCAUCGAAGUCAAUCCUCGUAUUCAGGUCGAGCACACUAUUACGGAGGAAAUAACUGGUAUCGACAUAGUUUCCGCUCAAAUUCAGAUAGCAGCGGGCGCUCUUUUGACUACGCUUAAUCUAGUCCAAGACCGCAUCCAAACACGAGGUUACGCCAUUCAAUGCCGAGUGACAACGGAAAACCCCGCCGACAAUUUCAAACCUGCAACUGGAAAAAUAGAAGUUUAUCGAUCCGCCGGUGGUAAUGGUGUCAGAUUGGAUGGCGGAGCAGGAUAUGCCGGUGCAGUGAUUACUCCGCACUACGACUCGCUUCUCGUGAAAGUGACUUGCUGGGGCAUGCAAUACGAAAUAACAACUAGGAAGAUAGUGAGAGCUUUGGUAGAGUUUAGAAUACGUGGUUUGCAGACCAAUAUUCCCUUUUUGCAGCGAUUGCUGACACACGAGGCGUUCAAAUCGGGCAACACGUGGACUACGUUUAUUGACGAUACGCCAGAAUUGUUUAAAUUGGUCGAAAGCAAGAAUCGGGCACAGAAAGUAUUGAAAUAUUUGGGUGACUUGGUUGUCAAUGGAAGUAGUAUCAAAGGACAAGUGGGUGAGCCAGCGUUCAAGCAAAAGAUAGAGCUUCCGUCAAUACGAUCAUUGGCGGGUCCAGAACCGGUCGAUGUUUAUCAGCCUCCUCAAUAUGGAUGGCGACAUAUACUUGUUACAGAUGGUCCAGAAGCAUUCGCCAAAGCAGUCAGAGAAUACAAUGGUGUCUUGGUUAUGGAUACUACAUGGCGUGAUGCUCAUCAGAGUUUGUUGGCAACCAGAGUCAGAACUGCUGAUCUUUUGAAUAUUGCUCCGCACACAGCCCAUGCUCUUGCCAAUGCGUACUCUUUAGAAAUGUGGGGUGGUGCUACGUUUGAUGUUUCUAUGCGAUUUUUAUAUGAAGAUCCAUGGGACAGACUCGCUAAACUUCGUGCACUAGUUCCAAACAUUCCCUUCCAAAUGCUUCUUCGAGGCGCAAAUGCCGUUGGCUACACAUCGUACCCAGACAACGUCGUCUAUGAAUUUUGCAAAAAAGCCAAAGAAACCGGAAUGGAUAUUUUCCGUAUAUUCGACUCUCUCAAUUACAUCGAAAAUCUCCGUCUGGGUAUAGAUGCGGUCAAGAAAGCUGGUGGAGUAGUUGAAGCAGCGAUAUGUUAUUCCGGUGACGUGUCAAAUCCGAACAAGACGAAAUACAAUUUGGAUUACUAUCUGAAACUUACCGAACAGCUGGUCAAUGAGGGCAUACACGUGUUGGCUAUCAAGGAUAUGGCUGGAUUAUUGAAACCUAACGCUGCAACGAUUUUGAUUGGAGCUAUUAGAAAGAAAUGGCCAAAUUUGCCUAUUCAUGUGCAUACGCACGAUACUGCCGGAACCGGUGUCGCAAGCAUGUUGGCAGCAGCAGCGGCCGGAGCUGAUAUCAUUGAUCUGGCAAUUGACAGUAUGUCGGGCGUAACUUCUCAGCCAUCCAUGGGAGCAGUAGUCUCGGCAUUAGAACAUUCCGAUUUAGGCACUGGCAUUCGCCUAGAGGAUGUACAUGCCAUCAACAGCUACUGGGAACAAUGUCGCUUGGUUUACAGCUGCUUCGAGUCGGGAGUUCAUGCCGGCGAUUCAUCUGUUUACGUGCACGAAAUGCCGGGCGGGCAAUACACAAAUCUCAUGUUCCAAUCGCAACAGUUGGGAUUGGGUACGCGAUGGAAAGAGAUUAAAAAGGCGUAUACCGAGGCGAAUAAACUGUGUGGAGAUAUUAUUAAAGUCACUCCGAGUUCAAAGGUUGUUGGAGACUUGGCUCAAUUUAUGGUGUCUAAUAAGCUCAGUUAUAACGACGUGAUCGAGCGGGCACAGACGCUUUCUUUCCCUACAUCGGUUGUAGAUUUCUUCCAAGGAUAUCUCGGUCAACCAUAUGGCGGAUUUCCAGAACCUCUUCGUUCUCAUAUCGUUAAAGACCUCUCGCGUGUCGAUGGCCGCCCAGGAGCUACUCUCCCUGCCUUUGAUUUCGAAGCCAAGAAACAAGAACUGAUCGACAAAUAUAAACGCAGUAUUCGCGACGUUGACGUAUGCUCGGCUGCGCUGUACCCCGAGGUAUUCAAAGCAUACCGCGAUUUCGUCGAGACGUAUGGUGACGUAUCCGUCAUUCCCACUCGAUAUUUCCUAGCCAAGCCUGAUAUCGGAGAAGAGUUUAGCAUAGCCUUGGAAGAGGGUGUGACUUUGAUUAUAAAGUACUUGGCUACGGGGCCGCUGAAUGCGCAUACCGGAAAGAGAGAAGUGUUCUUUGAGUUGAAUGGAGAGUCUAGAGCAGUCGGCGUUGACGAUAAGGGAGCAGCCGUCGAAAGCGUUCAAAGGGAGAAGGCUGAUCCUGGUAAACCAGGUGAUAUUGGUGCUCCAAUGCCUGGUGUUAUAGUCGAAGUGCGAGUCCAACCCGGAGCCACUAUCAUGGUAGGCGAUCCAAUCUGUGUAUUAUCAGCAAUGAAGAUGGAGACAAUAGUCUCUUCACCGGUCAGCGGAAGGGUUGAUUACGUUGCCGUGAAAGAGAGCGAUUCGAUUAAUGCUGGUGAUUUGAUAAUAAAAAUAGUCAAAGAAUAG
Messenger RNA from Paraglomus occultum, 3519 nucleotides. The record is from the annotation of a GenBank genome assembly. NCBI's taxonomy places the organism in Eukaryota, Fungi, Glomeromycota, Glomeromycetes, Paraglomerales, Paraglomeraceae.